Molecule: messenger RNA, 1342 nt
Organism: Drosophila ficusphila
Lineage: Eukaryota; Metazoa; Arthropoda; Insecta; Diptera; Drosophilidae
Exons: 2
Coding region: 78-1223 (381 amino acids)
Source: RefSeq, a predicted model, not a curated record
CAACAGCACAGCACAAAAAGUGAAGUUGAUAUUAUAUCAGACUGCUCGGAAUCAAUAAUUCAAAGAACUGCUAAGUGAUGGGGCGCAAACGCAGAAAUGGAAUGGCGUCUUCAAGCCACGAGGAAUUUCCAAACCCGAGUAGCUCGCUCUCAGCCGAAGGGUCGAAGGGUCAUACCGACUCAUCCGCCAGCGAUUUUGGCAAGCGUCCCAGAAGCGGAGCACCCGAGAAAGCCAGUAGGCAAGACCGCAAGCACGCUCGACGGAUUCUAAGGCAGCACAGGAGAGAGCGGAAGAGGCUGGAUAUGGUGUCAAAGAAGGAGCUCACCAAAAACCAGCAGGAAAUCGCCUGGGCACAUGCCGUACUGGGCAUGGGCCCGUUUAUUGGCGAAGUCGUCAAGCCAGACGAGUGCCAAGAGCAGGUGGAAUCCCCAGGGGAGAUUGGAAGGCAAGAAACCCCUGACCGUGAGAACCCAGUGGAGGAGUCACACAGAUCCCGAAGAGACGAACCAGACGAGCCGGAGGAAUCCCCAGAAAGGUCCCGAAGCCCAUCCCCGGAAUACAUCAUAAAGGUUGGCGAUAACCGCAAACUAAUCGCUGUCAUCAAUAGAAACGACGUCCUGGGAGCGCUAACGGUAAAGGCUUGGCAUUUCGUACAGAGUGCUCUCGCUAAAGUGGCCUCGGAAGUGUUUGAGGAGUUCCCAGGGCCGCCGCCGAAGUGGAGGGACUCCGGCUGGUUCCAGGGCGUCAUCAAGGUUAUCGUGUGUGAUAACAAUCGAUCGGUUGCCCUCUACAAGACUGCGUUGUCAAAGGUUGUGGCGCUUUACCCAGGCACUCAGCUGGAGGUGCACGAGGCUGGCAGCAUACCGAUAAGGCCAAGAGCUCUUGGAAUGAUUCCUUCGGAACCCUCCACCGCAGCGGAGAUCCUCAGGCUAAUUCGGCUCUUCAAUCCCAGGUUGCCCACCCAAAACUGGAGAGUGGUGAGCAUCAAGCCAUGUGAAAAUGGCCAGUCGCUGGUGGGCAUCCUGCUCAACGAGGAGUGCCUGCAGCCACUGAAGGAGUGCGGGGGCCGCCUGGAAUACGGAUUCAACCAAAUCACGCUGCAGAUCUGCGAGACGGACGUCAUAGCGCCCGACAACUUGGCAUCCUGCUUUGAUCCCCUGAAUGAAGAAGACGAUGACAAAGACACUGAUUCCAAGUUCUUAACUCUUCUGGGCAUAAACUAAUUAUCGUUAAUCAUUCUAAAGUUAUCUACCAUUAUAUAGCCAUUAUUUUGUAAUCAUCUGAACACAUCUACAUAACCACUCAUGCCGAUGAAUAAAGAGCAACGAGACCAAUUAGUAAA